GGUAGUGUCGGAGUGAACGGCUCCGUCGCAUACGUGAGCCAAAAGUCGUUUUGCUUUAACGGCACGAUUCGCGACAAUAUUCUGUUCGGUCGACCCUUUGAUCACAAACUAUACCAUAAAAUACUGUUUAUGUGCGCUCUGGAGGAAGAUCUCAAGAAUCUGAGCGCCGGUGAUAUGACAGUUGUCGGCGACAGGGGCUCGACGCUGAGCGGUGGCCAGAGGGCCAGGAUCAAUUUGGCCAGAGCACUUUACCUGAACGCCGAUAUCUAUCUAUUGGACGACCCGUUGAGCGCCGUCGACGCCUCUGUAGCCAAACAUAUAUUUGAAAAUUGUGUGUUGGACUUCUUGCGCGACAAAUGCGUGCUUUUGGUGACAAAUCAGAUGCAGUUUCUGAAGAGGAGCACAAAAAUACUAUACCUAAUGAGCGGC
Medioppia subpectinata is the source of this 429-nucleotide messenger RNA. The record is from the annotation of a GenBank genome assembly. NCBI's taxonomy places the organism in Eukaryota, Metazoa, Arthropoda, Arachnida, Sarcoptiformes, Oppiidae.